Puma concolor (puma) is the source of this 924-nucleotide messenger RNA. The record is from RefSeq and is a predicted model, not a curated record. NCBI's taxonomy places the organism in Eukaryota, Metazoa, Chordata, Mammalia, Carnivora, Felidae.
AUGACGGCUGGGAGCCCUGGAGACUGCGGGGAGGUGCGCAGGAGCCCCGAGGGCCGCGUCUCUCGCCUGGGCCGCCGCCUGGGCCGCCGCCGGCGCCCGCGCUCUCCGCCCGAACCUCUGCGGGUGCGGGCACGGCUGCGGCUGCGCUCGCCGUCGGGGGCGUUCGCGGCGCUGGGGGCGCUCGUGGUACUGGUGGGCAUGGGCAUCGCCGUGGCCGGCUACUGGCCGCACCGCGCCGGCGCCCCAGGGCCGCGCGCUGCCAAUGCCAGCGCCCUCCUCCCGAGCGAGCUGCGACGCGAGGGUCGCGGCGCCGGCCGGGCCCACGGCCCGCACGAGCGGCUGCGGCUCCUCGGGCCGGUGGUCAUGGGCGUCGGCCUGUUCGUGUUCAUCUGCGCCAACACGCUACUCUACGAGAACCGCGACUUGGAGACGCGACGGCUUCGCCAGGGGGUGCUGCGGGCCCAGGCGCUCCGCCCUCCUGACGGCGCCGGCUGGGACUGCGCCCUCCUCCCCAGCCCCGGACCCAGGACUCCCCGAGCCAUAGGCCGCGCAGAGGCAGAAAGUUGGGACCUGUCCCCGCGUCGGGGCACCUCACCCGUCCCGUCAGUGCGGAGUCUGCGUUCAGAGCCUGCUAAUCCUCGCUUGGGGUUACCUGCCCUGCUCAACAGUUACCCUCUGAAGGGCCCAGGGCUGCCCCCACCCUGGGGUCCACGGACCCAGACUGGCCAUGUGAUUAUCACCGUGCAGCCCUCUGGUUCCUGCAUCGAACAUUCCAAGUCUCUGGAUCUGGGCCUUGGGGAGCUCCUACUUGGGGCCCCGGCAGCUCGAGACUGCGCUCACCGGAGCUGGCCACGGCUGGACCGCCUCAGUCUGGGGGGUUAUGCCAAGUUGGGAGGAGGAGGGGACUUGGGAGCCCGGGUUUGA